CGGAUCGACUCUCGGAACAGUCUCGGUCUCGCGUUGGGUUCUGUUCUCCACUCGCUUCUCCCAGCACCGAACAGUGGGGGAGGAUCAUCGGUAGCCAUUGUGUUCUUGUUCUGCUUUUUUCUUGUCCUUUUGUCUUCUUACUUUCAUUGUUGGACCGGUUCCGAGGUGGGCAUUAAGCAGACACCAUGAGCGCAAGACCAAACCAACGAAACAUUAAAUGGGUUGAGGGCCUCCGAGGUAUUACCUCCGUCCUCGUCAUCGCCACCCACAUCGCGAGAGCCCUCGACUUCCCCUUGUUUUGGCCCGCCGACUACAAAAAUGGGCCCCCCAGGCUGCUACAAUAUCCGUACCUGCGGAUACCGUGGCAGGGCCGUAUCGGCGUGCCCAUCUUCGCCUUCUUGACGGGCUUCGUGUGCGCCUACAAGCCGGUCAAGCUCGCGUACCAACAAAACAACGCCCCCGCGGCCCUCAAGUCGGUCGCCCGCAGCGCCUUCCGCCGCCCGCCGAGGCUCAUCCUGCCGGCCCUGAUCGCGACCUUUAUCAGCUUCGUCAUGUCGAGCUUGGGCGCUUACACGGCGGCGAACCGCUGUGACAGCCAUUGGGUGCGUUUCGACGCGCCGGAUCCCGAGCCGUUUGGGGAGAACCUCAAGAGGUUGAUCAAUACAUCCGUCACGACGUGGACAAACACGGAAAACCUAUUCGAUAGACACCAGUGGGCAAUGCGCCCGCUGCUGAUCGGUGCUUUCCAGGUCUACAUCGUGCUGGCGGCCACUAUCGGGAUGCGGUUCAAGUAUCGGAUGCUGGUGCAUGUUUUGAUGGUCUUCUACUGGCUGGUCAACGUCAGUCCCCUGACAGAAACGUUCGGCGCCAUGCUCACCCUCGGUACCCUUCUGGCUGAGCUGUCGCAGCACCGUCCUACCCAAAACUUCAUCUCCAACCACCAACGGCUGUGCACCUACGUUCUCGCCCCGCUCAUCUUCCUCAUCGGCGGCUACAUCGGGUCCUACCCGGCCGAGCACGAGGACUGGGCGCCGUGGUCGCUGAGCCUACACCGCUUCCUCAACAACCCGGUCGACGGCCGCCGCAACGGCAGCAUCCUCGUCCCGCGCGGCACCGACCCGCUCCGGCGCUCGUCGGCCUUCUUCAUCAUGUGCACGGCGAUCUCGCUCUUCCUGUCCCCGCUGUUCCAGAAGGCGCUCUCGCACCGCGUGCUGAUCUGGCUCGGCCACCACUCGUUCGCCGUCUACCUCACGCACGGCACCAUCCUGCGCACGGUCGGCAUGUGGAUCGUCUACGGCAUCAGCGGCGAGCCCUGGACGCCCGCGGGCAAGAACCCCGACGGCUCCCAGCAGGAGCAGGUGUGGCUCAAGCCCAAGGGCCGCCCCCACAAGAUGGCCGCCAUCCUGGUCUUCACCGUCCUCACCUACACCGCCGCCUGGGCCUGGAUGAAGUGGGUCGACACCGCCUGCGCGCGGGCCACCCAGUGGCUGGAGAAGAAGGUGUUCGAGGACGAGGACGCCGUCGGAGAGGGCAAGGACGGCAUGGCGGAGAAGGGGCUCGGCCACAACCGCGGCCACAGCCGCGCCCACAGCCGUGCCUUCUCCAACGGCGGCCCCCAGCUGCCCAGGCACCACGACGGUGAGCGGUCGCAGCCGCCGCCUUAAGCCUACUUGGGCUGGACAGGUGAAAAUCCAGACUGGGCAGCGACCGGGCCCGCCGCUGAUGUCGGACUCGAAAACAACGAUUUAAUACCCUUUCCAUUUGUCGUAAUG
Messenger RNA from Chaetomium fimeti, 1772 nucleotides. RefSeq names its product acyltransferase 3. Bases 186 to 1664 code for a protein of 492 amino acids. Gene Ontology annotation, molecular function: acyltransferase activity, transferring groups other than amino-acyl groups. The transcript has 3 exons. Gene Ontology annotation, biological process: polysaccharide biosynthetic process. Gene Ontology annotation, cellular component: membrane. The record is from RefSeq and is a predicted model, not a curated record. Lineage: Eukaryota; Fungi; Ascomycota; Sordariomycetes; Sordariales; Chaetomiaceae.